CUUUCGGGCGGGCCGCACGUAAUUUGAACGUCAAAUCCGGAUUUGACAUAAACAGUUGAUAGUUCAGUGUGUUUACGUCAUUGAUUGUGUGCUGGAGUGUCCACAGUGCAAAAACAAAUAUUGUGUUAAACGCUUGGGAUUUACCAAGGUUAGCAGUGUGGUGUUGCAAAAAAAAAAAAAACGAGAGGAUCUUGAUGUUUUUGUACGACUAUCGUCACGCGCUGUGACUUUUUUUUUUGCUGAAACUUACAAAAUUUGCAGUUAUAUAAAGUAAAUCAUAUAAAGCGACAGAGUACUUUCAAUAUUUGUUGAAAGUUCAGUGACUAUAAUUGUGAAAGUAAGAAAAGAUUUUAUUCCUUAUAAACCCUACAGUUCAUGGUGCAAUCAACAAGUGUCAGUGGUUCAGUGUUAAUUUGGAGACCAUUAUUUUAAUAAACCAGUUCAGGAAAUUUGACGAAUAUAUUAAACGUAAUGGAAUGAACAAGAAGAGAAGUAGAACUUCUGAUAUUCUUUGGUGAAAGGCCCAUUUUCCAAAGUGGCGAAGUCCGAGUCUCGUGUACAGUUAGUGGCCGAAGGGGAAGGUGAUGGGUGCUGUUCCUGCGCUGGUAUGAGGAUCGGUGACCUCGGAGGUGUGCUGCUCGAAGCCGCCAAGCUAACCAGAUCUUGGUUUUGCCAAAAACCUGGCUACGGCUUUUCGCAGAAGGUAGACGAAGAGGAGCCAGGCGGCGGGGUUCCGCUGCAUCCACCAGACGGCUUCUACACUCAUCAGCACUCGAUCCACGCGCAUCAUGCCCACACUGAGCCCGACCGAGGGUACAUGGAUGGCAACAGAUACGUCACCGAUGUCCAUCGACCGUUACCAGCUCUAAAUCAUUCGAACUCGUCAUGUUCGUCGGCGUCCAACGCGUCGACGGGCGCGGGUCUUUGCACGGCACAGGAGCCGGCGUCGCAGCUUUACAUUGCCGCGCCGCCGGAGGGCUUCGGCCUCGCCGUUCAUACCAACAGGCGUGGGACAGACGUAUCCAUCAUUGGUACGGCGGGGAUAACACAAAAAGACCCUAGUUUACCCCAGAAAAGGGGUAAACUAACAAGAGGCCGCUAUGAGAUGUCGCAGGAUCUGCUCGAUAAGCAAGUGGAAAUCUUAGAGAGACGGUACGGAGGUCUCCGCGCCCGCAGGGCUGCCGUCACCAUCCAGCGCGCGUUCCGAAGGCGGCAACUGCUCAAGAAGUUCAGCGCGAUCACGGCUAUGGCCAAAGCUGCCGACUCGAAUGCGAGACGGCUACAAGACGGUCCCGAUCACGGUCAAUUAGUCAAUGGUACAGAUAUCUACGCGACUACGUUGCUACAAAAAAGUCCCAGCGGCACAGAAAAGAUGUUAGCUUUGACGAGACCCAUGAGGUCGAUGUCCUUGCGGGAGCGACACGAACCACCCGACAUGGGCAACCACUUGCAAUGCGAUACGCACGACGUAGAAGCCAUGGUUGCUAGAGUUCAGCAGUCGGCUCAUCAGAUCCACAUGAUCGCCACUGAUCUACCGCCCGGGGUCCUUCAUCCGGCUGACGCGGACAGCGGGGUUUGCAGUUGUUCGGUUAGCGGUUCCGUGACAAAUAUAUCGACUUCAUCAUCGCACAAUGAAUCUCUACACAAUCACCAGAUGAUGAAUACUGGUCCGAUCUAUGGAAAUCUACUGUCGUCGGGUGGAAAACCUCUGUCGUCUCCCACCCCCCGGCAGCAACAGCAACUGGCUGCGAUACAAGCUGCGAACGCCAGGAGAAUGCCUCCAGAAGUGCCCAAAAGAACGAGCAGCAUAACUCUAAACGCCGAGAGUCCGGUGUCGCUUAGACGUGCGGAAUGCGGAGCGGUCGUCAGGGGAGGAUCGAUGUCUUCCGUGCAGUCCUCGUCUUCAUCAUCAUCGCAGGAGCAUCGCCAUCACUACCACCAGCCCUACCAGCCCAGGCAGCCAGAGACGCACGUGCACGUCCCAGAGUACCUCAACGCGCGUCCCGGCGUCGUGCUGGAAGGAGAUCGGUACUCCGUUUGGAAGAGACAGGAGGCCGCUCCUUACUACGAAGCCCCCCCGCCCCCGAUGGCUGCGCCCUGCUGCAGGCCACAACAUGAGCACCACCAGCAUCAGCAACCAUUAAAGGUGUCAGAAACUGUCCGAAAACGUCAGUACCGCGUCGGCCUUAACUUGUUCAACAAGAAACCAGAGCGCGGCAUCGCUUAUCUGAUCUCCCGCGGCUUCCUCGAGAACUCGCCGCGGGGCGUGGCGAGGUUCCUCAUUACCAGGAAGGGCCUGAGCAAGCAGAUGAUCGGAGAAUACCUUGGGAACCUGCAGAAUCCAUUCAAUAUGGCAGUUCUGGAAUGCUUCGUAAACGAGCUAGACUUGUCGGGUAUGGCGGUAGACGUUGCUCUGCGCCGGUACCAGGCUCACUUCCGGUUGCCGGGCGAGGCGCAGAAGAUCGAGCGUCUGGUCGAAGCGUUCGCCAGAAGAUACUGCAUCUGCAACACAGAUUUCGUUCAAAGGUUGCGGACUCAGGACACGAUAUUCGUGUUGGCCUUCGCCAUAAUAAUGCUGAACACGGAUUUGCACACUCCGAACCUGAAGCCGGAAGCUCGCAUGUCCUUGGAAGACUUCGUGAAGAACCUUCGCGGCAUCGACGACUGCGGCGACAUCGACAGGGACAUGCUCGCCGGGAUCUACGACAGAGUCAAGGCGAACGAGUUUAGACCCGGCAGCGACCACGUCACGCAGGUGAUGAAAGUGCAAGCGACGAUAGUCGGGAAGAAGCCCCACCUCGCUCUGCCGCACCGCCGCCUCGUCUGCUACUGCAGGUUGUACGAGAUACCUGACAUACACAAGAAGGAGCGACCCGGAGUCCAUCAGAGAGAAGUGUUCCUUUUCAACGAUCUACUCGUGAUCACGAAAAUCUUCAGCAAGAAGAAGUCGUCGGUGACGUACACCUUCCGGCAGUCGUUCCCGCUGUGCGGCAUGGUGGUCAGCCUGUUCUCCGUGCCUCAUUAUCCGUUCGGCAUACGUUUGUCUCGUCGAGUGGACAAUCGUCGCUUGUCUACGUUCAACGCUCGCAACGAGCACGACCGCUGCAAGUUCGCGGAGGACCUUCGCGAGAGCAUCGCCGAGAUGGACGAGAUGGAGGCGAUGAGGAUCGAGGGCGAACUCAACAGGGGGAAGGGAAGGAACACCGGAAACAACGCUAGGAACGUGAUGGAGAACCGAGACAGCGGCGUGGCUGAUGUUGAAAUAGAUCACCAGCAGUGCGUCGACCACGUCCACAUGCACGGCGUGGUGGUUCCUCCUCCGCCCUCGUGUCCGGCACCAGCGGCCCCCUCCAGGCUCUCCUCGAACCCACCGCCCACCAGCAUCAUCAAACGGAACGUGCUCAGCAACUCUCUAGUCGAUAUCAAUGACCCGGUGGCUCUUGCAGCGGAGCGACUCCAGCGGCGCGGGUCGGUGGGGUCCCUGGACAGCGGCAUGUCCGUCUCCUUCCAGCAGGGAAGCAGGAACGCAUUACACGCCACUUCACCGAGACAUCCCACGGAACAACGGUCGCCGGGUCGUUUGUUCGGCGGCAUAUUCCCGGGACGUAUUCGUAAGCUCAGCGCCUCCGGGAUCCCGGACGCGAAGCACGGGCAGGUCGGGAAGAGCACCGAAGUUUGAAGUGCAACGAAAACAUAAUAAUUACAGUAACGAACGAAUCCAUUCGAUUCGGAGCAAUCUUCUGCGAAUUUCCUCUCGUAAUAAUUUGGAAAUAUUGCAUUUUUUUAGGUUUACAGUUCAGAGACAGAUUUUAUUAUGAUUUUUUCAUGAUUAUGCAUGUUUAAUAGCACGCGCUCGAUAAUAUUUCGCGAUUCUCGUGGUCGGCUACAAACGUCGAAUACCUCGAUACGUUUAGUGCCAUCUUGUGUUUUUAUUUUUUUAUUUUCGGAACUACAUUGCUGGUUUUGUUUUGAAAAAUAGGCAAUGUAUCGUUAAAUGCUGUGUCGGUUCUUAAUAUGGAAACAUUUAAUUCAAAAAGAAUUGCUUGCAUUAUUAAAAUUCGAUAAAAUAUAAUGGUUGUCGAUAAAGUCAACGUCAAGAAACAUUUAUCGAUUAAGUCGAUUUUCUAUGUCGAAAACCGGUUUGUAAAUAUUGCUAAAAUUCAUUAGCUUACUAUAAAAGCAAUCGGUUUUAAGGCAAGAUUAAUACAGAAAAGAAUUUGAUGAAUGAUUAUUUCAUGCGCUAUAAGGUGCCAACAUCUCUUUCUGUAGAAAUUAAAAAAAGAUAACUGUAUUUGUAG
This is a messenger RNA of Bombyx mandarina (wild silkworm), 4298 nucleotides long. It is a transcript of the gene siz, whose product is annotated as Brefeldin-resistant Arf-GEF family protein schizo. Gene Ontology annotation, molecular function: guanyl-nucleotide exchange factor activity. Gene Ontology annotation, biological process: actin cytoskeleton organization; regulation of ARF protein signal transduction. Lineage: Eukaryota; Metazoa; Arthropoda; Insecta; Lepidoptera; Bombycidae. The record is from RefSeq and is a predicted model, not a curated record.